GAGCGCGCGCGCUCGCAGACGCAGCGGUACUAAACAGUUGCCGGCGCAGCGGGCUGUUGGUGAUCUUCGUUCUCAGGCUCUCGUCUUCAUUUUGUGACGCCAAAGCCGGCUACACUUUACUCCUUAUUCCUGUCUGUAGCCGCGUUGUUGCAACUCCGCCACCAUGUUCGAGGCGCGUCUGGUCCAGGGCUCCAUCCUGAAGAAGGUGCUGGAGGCACUUAAGGACCUCAUCAACGAGGCCUGCUGGGACAUCAGCUCGAGCGGCGUGAACCUGCAGAGCAUGGACUCGUCCCACGUCUCCCUGGUGCAGCUCACCUUGCGGUCCGAGGGCUUCGACACGUACCGCUGCGACCGCAACUUGGCCAUGGGAGUGAACCUCACCAGCAUGUCCAAAAUACUGAAAUGUGCUGGCAAUGAAGACAUCAUUACACUAAGGGCUGAAGAUAAUGCAGACACCUUGGCAUUAGUAUUUGAAGCUCCAAAUCAAGAAAAGGUUUCAGAUUAUGAAAUGAAAUUAAUGGAUUUAGAUGUUGAACAACUUGGAAUUCCAGAACAGGAGUAUAGCUGUGUAGUAAAGAUGCCUUCUGGUGAAUUUGCACGUAUAUGCCGAGAUCUCAGUCAUAUUGGAGAUGCUGUUGUAAUUUCCUGUGCAAAAGAUGGAGUUAAAUUUUCUGCAAGUGGAGAACUUGGAAAUGGAAAUAUUAAGUUGUCACAAACAAGUAAUGUCGAUAAAGAGGAGGAAGCUGUUACCAUAGAGAUGAAUGAACCAGUUCAGUUAACUUUUGCACUGAGGUACCUGAACUUCUUUACAAAAGCCACACCACUCUCUCCUACAGUAACACUCAGUAUGUCUGCAGAUGUACCCCUUGUUGUAGAGUAUAAAAUUGCUGAUAUGGGACAUUUAAAGUACUACUUGGCUCCCAAGAUUGAAGAUGAAGAUGGAUCUUAGGCAUUCUUAAAAUCCAAGGAAAUAGAAUUAAGCUCUUUGAGAACUGCUUCUGAGGUGCCAGCAUGUACUUAAGUCUCUUCUGUCAUCAAAUUUGUACCUCUGAGUACAUAUGUAGAUACUGUUUUCUGUAAAUAACGUAUUUUUUUUCUCUGUUCUUUUGUUUAAAGACUAAAGUCCCAAGUCAAAUCUGGUCUUGUUAACCUAGAAGUACUUUUGCCUUAACUAGAAAUACUUAAGAUUUUUAUAACAAAAAGGUUUUGACUCUAAAUGCAGUUUUAAGAAUUUAAAUAAAAGUUAUUUGAAUUUCAAACAUCACAGGACAGUGCCUUUAUUUGGACCAUGACUAUUGUUGCAAGAAUCUUAGGAAAGACACAGUUCAAGCUACCCUCUUUUGUAAAUGUGCUUAUUUUUCUAGUUUAGAACAUCCCACUUAAAUAUAUUAGAUACAACAAUGGAAAGUUUUCCACAUACAGUAGGUGAUAAGAUAGUUUUUGGGAUUUAUUUGCAAACAUUUUGCUUUUAUCACUUGAGCCCAAGAAAUGGACAGGGGAGACAAGAACAAAUCCUACACAGUUCACUUUUGUCAUUCUUGUUAGCAAAAGACUCACAUUUUUUUCAGAAGCUUAAUGGACCCAAAUUUCUGUGGGUUCUAUAAGACUAGCACUGUUAAAGGGCAGUGUUUCUGUAGCCUAGGGAGCCUUUUACAAGAAUCUUGGAAGUUUUAGAUCUGUGAUAGGGCCCAAUGAGUAUGUUGGGACAAAAAUAAUUUCUCUGGUCUAAGCCUUUUUUGGGACUCUCUCAAAAGAUGAAGAUGGCUUAAAUCCAUGGAUGUUGGCUUCAACCAAGAAUGUAAAGACAAGAGUGUUUAAAGGUUUCUAGUAAUUACGCUACAGGGUUAUUGAGAAUUGGUUUAGUCCUUUUUCCUAGUGUAUUUUGUGCUUGGAUUAAAUGACUGGUGUCUUUGUUGUAGUACCUGGACUGAGUUAUAAUUGGACAUUUUAACUCACUAUAUCCAGUGGGGUAACUUAAUUACCUUCUGUGUGCCUGGGGGUGGGGAAGGAGAUUGAUUGCAAAAGGGCCCGGUGAAACUUUCUGGGGUGAACAUGCUUUAUCUAGACUGGUGAUGGUUCCAAGAAUGUACACAUUUGUCAAAACUCAUCCAAUUGUAUUUUAUUGUUAAGUUAUACCUUAAUAAACCUGACGUGUUAAAGAG
Messenger RNA from Manis pentadactyla (Chinese pangolin), 2162 nucleotides. It is a transcript of the gene PCNA, whose product is annotated as proliferating cell nuclear antigen. Gene Ontology annotation, molecular function: DNA binding; DNA polymerase processivity factor activity. NCBI's taxonomy places the organism in Eukaryota, Metazoa, Chordata, Mammalia, Pholidota, Manidae. The record is from RefSeq and is a predicted model, not a curated record. The coding region runs from base 164 to 949 and encodes 261 amino acids. The transcript is spliced from 6 exons. Gene Ontology annotation, biological process: translesion synthesis; leading strand elongation; mismatch repair. Gene Ontology annotation, cellular component: PCNA complex.